GCAAGCUCCAUGGCAAGAAAAAUUUCCCAUCCAAGGCAAAGAUGAAGGACUUGUCCUCGUGUUUUGGUAAAAAAUUGUACGGUCUCUGUAGUUCCUCAACCUUGAUGUGUCAAAGGUUCGUCCUUGUCCGACUGAAUCCAUUCUGGAUUCAACUCUGUUAUUUUAUCUCUCUUUCGUUUCUUGGUUUUGGGUUUCUAAAGGCUUUGAGGACGAGAACCCACGAUUCUUUCACUCCUAGGAACUUGGAUUUUUUCUUCACAUCUGUGUCUGCAGCCACAGUUUCAAGCAUGUCCACCGUUGAAAUGGAGGUUUUCUCCAAUCCCCAACUCAUUGUUUUAACCAUUUUGAUGUUUACAGGUGGAGAGGUUUUCACUUCUAUGGUGGGACUUCAUUUGAGCAAAUCCCAGCUCAAAAGAAGAUGGACAAAUGGAGGAUUACUUUCAGCAGCUGAUGCUCAUCACAUUGAGGUGAUGAGUACAGCUGAAACAAAACGAGAUUCUGAAAAUCUGGAAUCAGGAAAUGAAACUCACACCCAACGCGAUGCUUCUUUAGAUCUUAAGUUGUUGAAAUUCAAUUCAAUAAGGUUCUUGGGUUUUGUAGUUUUGGGUUACCUUUUUUUGGUUCAUUUUCUAGGAAUUAGCUUAGUUUUGUUUUAUCUAGCCAUUGUUUCAAGUGCAAGUAAUGUCCUUAAAACCAAGGGACUAAACAAGGUCACAUUUUCUUUCUUUACCAUUGUUUCAACCUCUGCAAGCUGUGGUUUUGUUCCAACAAAUGAAAACAUGAUGGUUUUUAGCAAGAACUCAGGCCUCCUCCUGAUUCUGGUCCCUCAAGUCCUUCUUGGGAACACAUUAUUUCCUCCUUGCUUAAGGUUUUCUGUUUGGUUCCUGGGAAAAUUCUUCAAGAAGGAAGAAUCUGGGUACCUGUUAUCAGAGAGCAAUAAAGGUGAAAUUGGGUAUCUUCACUUGUUGCCAAGCUUGCACUCUUCCCUUUUGGUUGUUACAGUGUUUGGAUUUAUCAUGAUUCAGUUUAUAUUAUUCUGCUCCAUGGAGUGGAAUUCAGAUGCUUUAAGUGGAUUGAAUUCUUUCCAGAAAAUCGUGGGAGUAUUGUUUCAAGUGGUGAACACGAGACACACAGGUGAAACUAUUGUUGACCUCUCAAUCGUCUCCCCGGCCAUCCUGGUGCUCUUCAUCGUCAUGAUGUAUCUUCCUCCAUAUACAUCUUUCCUUCCUGUAAAUGAUAAUCCACAAACAUCUGGAAGGCCCAAGAAAAGAAGGGGAAAGCUUCUGGAGGAUUUAAUUUUCUCACAGCUUUCAUAUUUAAUCAUCUUUAUCAUCCUUAUUUGCAUCACGGAAAGGAAAAAAAUGAAGGAAGAUCCUCUCAAUUUCAAUGCUUUGAAUAUUGUGGUGGAAGUUAUCAGUGCAUAUGGAAAUGUGGGGUUUACAACAGGAUACAGCUGCAAAAGACAACUGCAACCUGAUAGCAACUGCAAGGACAAAUGGUAUGGAUUUUCUGGGAAAUGGAGUGAUGAAGGGAAAAUUAUUCUCAUGGUGGUCAUGUUUUUUGGAAGACUUAAGAAGUUCAAUAUGGAUGGGGGUAAAGCUUGGAUACUAUUGUAACAUGCAAUUAAAUUCCACCAUUAUGUAU
This is a messenger RNA of Hevea brasiliensis (rubber tree), 1644 nucleotides long. RefSeq names its product probable cation transporter HKT1;4. Lineage: Eukaryota; Viridiplantae; Streptophyta; Magnoliopsida; Malpighiales; Euphorbiaceae. Gene Ontology annotation, biological process: transmembrane transport; monoatomic cation transport. Gene Ontology annotation, cellular component: plasma membrane. The transcript is spliced from 3 exons. Gene Ontology annotation, molecular function: monoatomic cation transmembrane transporter activity. Bases 42 to 1616 code for a protein of 524 amino acids. The record is from RefSeq and is a predicted model, not a curated record.